GCGUCGAAUUCCAGCCAUGGAGACCUGAGUGCAGAAUGCCGGGACAAUUUCACGAGCUCCUUCAGCAACUCCUGGCCCAACAUGACGAAGAAGUACGGCUGCUCAAAGAUCAGAAUGCAGCUUUGCAAGAACAAAUCAUCUCCUUGAGCGUUGCGGAGGACGGACCAUCGUUGAAAGGCAGAAACUCGCAUCAUAAGGGGAGUGAGAGAGUGAGCAGGGUGUCUAUCGCCAGCAAGGAGUUUCUUCCAAACGAGGAAGAGACUUAUGAGGUCUUAGAGAUGGAAGACGAAGUAGAGUCCAUCUGUGCGAUCUCAGAGAAGCCCGAAAUCGACGAGCAACUUCAAGUUGACCACCAAGCAAGCACACGCAGUGCGCGCAGUCGCGGUUCAAAGGAAAGUAAUCGGAAUAUUGCUUUCGUUCGGACCACUGUCUAUGGGAUUGGUCAAGUAGCUGCACCUGCCUUGCGAGGUCGUCCAGACGAUGAACCUACCAAGUGCACUGUCACAGUCACCUGCGGGGAUUUCAGUGGGGAGACAAAGCCAGCGAUGCUACAGCAGGAAGUGCUUGACCUACCAUUGCAAAUCAGCGAUGACUGGCCUUGGAAAGCGGAGUGGGGAGAAACUGGCGCUGAUGUGCUUCUUUGUAUCCCAGCUUCAAUGCUGGAAGAAUAUCUUGAAGUGGACAUCGACUCGGACGUAGGCACACUUGCCUCAGGCCGAGUGAAAACAAAUUCACUCCGACAGCAAUGGACAUUGGAAGGCGGUGGCUUCAUGGAAGCUGAAGUGAAAGUGGAGAAGGUGAACCGAGCAACCGAAAAAUUCAGGAGUCGUCGAGCAAGUACGACCACCAGGUUUAGAAUCAUUGAGAGGCUUGAGAAGCUCUUCAAUGUCAAAGAUCCAAAGGUCAAAGUUGUGAUGGGUCGUGACUUGUCCAGCGCAAUGCAGAAGGCUUCAUCAACAGGGAAGUCCACCAGAACAUCAACGAGGCAGACAACUAGAUUUGAAAUCACACUCGGCCCGGAAGAGCUGGAUGAGGUCGUUCUCGAACUGAAGAGGAUCUAUGAGAAAGUCUUCAACAAAGGCAGCAAGAAAGGCCAUAUGCAGCCUGUUCUGGCCUGGAAUGACUUCGUGGAAUUGAUGCUGCUUUCAGACCUUCCAAAGCUCACAGAUGGACCCCUGGUCUUGAACCUUUUCAUCGUCCAACGAGAACUCUUGGGAGAGGAGAUGCCUGCCACAGGCACCUCCACUGCCUUGCUGAUGGCGUACGAGAAAAAGCGAAAGCCGGUCUCCACGUCCCAAAGAUGGGUGGAUCUUGUGACAGCUGUCUCGACUGCAGCCAUUAUCCUGAGCUUCAUUUUCAUGGGUGUGGCUUUGGACACCAACCCUGAUUGGGUUGGCUGGCUCGUAGUGGAUACGAUUGUUGCACUGGUGUUUGUCGCAGAGGUAUUUAUCAAGUCUUAUGUUAUUACACCGUCUGUGUAUUUCCUGGGACGGGAUUGUCUUUGGAACUGCUUUGAUGUUGCCCUUUCGUUGGUCGCAGUGGUAGAGAUUUUGAUAAAUUUGAUUUUCACAAGUGCGGGAGCACAGGCGAAGGGGGCGCUAGUCUUGCGGGGUUUGCGAUUAGCUCGAAUGGCUCGGCUGGCCAAACUCAUUCGGAUGCCGCUGCUAGCAGAGUUGGCGAAUUUGAUCUCCGGUUUCGUCUUGAGCGUUCGAUCACUCUUUUGGGUGAUGAUCUUCCUCGCUCUCAUCGUAUAUGUCGUUGCACUUGGGUUCAGGGCAGCAAUCCAGACCGCCACCUUUAAUGAGUGCGACUAUAGCUCUCAUUAUGGCGAUCACUUUGGUUUGGACGAGCUGCUUCCGUCUGGCUGCAAACUGCACUAUAUGUAUGGACAUGAGUUCUGUGGCUCCGUUUUUGGCUGCAUGUUCUCCAUCUUUCGCUGCAUGAUCAGUGAGUGCACUACGAAAGGUGGCCGGUCCCUCACAAUGAUCUUCAGCGAUGGUAUCGGCGUGGAAUUUGACUUGUUUUAUUCUUGCUCCAUGGUCGUUGUGAUUUUUGGGCUCUUCAAUAUUAUCACGGCGAUUUUUGUUGAGGCCACGUUGAAUGGCUUGAGGGAGAAUGAGCUUCAGCGAAGAUAUGCGAAAGCCUACGAAUCGAGUUACAUGACAGAACAGCUUGCCAAGCUUGUCAUGACGGUAUCUACCCAAGUGGAAAAGCUGCGAAGCAGGACCGCUGUGCCACUUCUCUCAGCCUUGAGGAAUUCAAAUGCUCUCGCAGAUGGUGAGAUCUAUUUGAGUGAAGAGGAGUUCAAUCAGCUUGUGAGGCAUCCAGAUGUAAGGGUAAUUCUGAAUGAUUUGGACGUGAGCGUCGAGCCAAGAUCAGGAAUUUUCGAAGCCUUCAACACGGCAUCUUGGCAAGGCUUGUGCUGAUCCCGCCGAUUCGGCCUGUGACCAAGGAAGAAGAUGGAACGGUCUCUCUCUCCGAACUUGUGCAUGGGCCUUUUCUUGCCAUUCUGGAAAGACCACUCACUUUAGACACGUUUCUGCUAAUUUUGUUCAGGUCUGGUUUGAUGAGACUUCGUGGUGAACUUCACAAAGUCGACAUGGUCAUAGCACAGAUGAGCCUGGACCAAAUAUUGAAACAAUUCACAGGCCUGAGACAGAAGCAGGAAGCAAGCUCAAGCAAGAGGCGCAGUUUGAAAGCUCCCUCGACAUGAUGAUUUUUUGGAAGACGGGAUUGGAUUUUGACUAACGCCAAUCCAAUCACUGCUUUCAGUGUGUUCAUUUGGCUCGCACAGCUCGUUUCACAUCCAAGACAAUCACCAAUGCACCGCAUUUGGGGCAUGAGGGAAUUCCCUCGAAGCUUUGCUAUUUGAUCUUUCUAAUGGAAAGGUCGUCGUGCGAAUCAUGAGUUUGGUCGCAGAAAUUCUGUUGCGUAAAGGAGUCGUCAAAUUACGAAAGCUGAGUU
Durusdinium trenchii is the source of this 2964-nucleotide messenger RNA. The record is from the annotation of a GenBank genome assembly. NCBI's taxonomy places the organism in Eukaryota, Dinophyceae, Suessiales, Symbiodiniaceae.